Messenger RNA from Thyridium curvatum, 900 nucleotides. RefSeq lists its product as uncharacterized. The transcript has 5 exons. Lineage: Eukaryota; Fungi; Ascomycota; Sordariomycetes; Thyridiales; Thyridiaceae. The coding region runs from base 1 to 900 and encodes 299 amino acids. The record is from RefSeq and is a predicted model, not a curated record.
AUGCCCGAAGAGAUUCUUAUCGAAAAUAAACUUGGUCCAGCGCUGCGACCAUUCUUCCUCUCCCAACUCUUCCGCACACCUCCUUCCCUAAUGCAGCCAUUCACCACCGAAACUGUUAUCGUCACUAGUGCUAAUGAACGCCUCGGUGAGCAGCUCAGCUCAAAGUCUGAUGGAUUUUUCUAUGGCACAGAUAAGCCCCUAGACGGGUUCGACAGUACCUCCGACGGGAACAUGGCUAGUUACCUCAAAGGGCCCAACUUUGCGUCCGAUCAUGACAUGCUUGGUCACAUAGAAGAGCCUACCAUGUUGCCGACUGUACCCCAACUGACUAUCCCGCUGAGCCCAGUCCUUCAUUCUACGAGUCUGUGCCCGACUAUACCGCAUCACACCAAUCCUGCUGAGACUGCCACUGGCAGCACCAUUCCAGGCUGGGUUACUCCUGCCGUCUCAGGGGGUAGUGCUGUCAUUACAAUUGUUGGGGCAGCCAUAGCGGCUUUAGCCUUGAAACACACCAAAGUCCAGCGCCACCUGGCGGAGGAAAGUGCCCAUAACACUCGUGUACAGCGCGUGAUUGACCAGUAUGAGAGCGAUGGGAAAGAGUUGGUUGCUAGGAUUGAAAAGCUGCUUCCCCACGUGCAAGGCAUGAACCUGGCCCAGGCGGAGCGCGAGAUACAGACAUCUCUUGCCGCGGUUCGUACUACUCUGUAUUGGGCAAAGGAAAACAUUCGUGCUUCGAAUCCCCCGUUGUCAAAGAAACAGGAACUCCAAAAGAUGAGAGCAGUAUACAGGGAUUACUGCUCAGAACUAUGUGAGAUCGCAGAAAUGCUUGUCAAAUCAUGUCAGCAUGUAAUUGAUAACAAUGACGACUCUGGUGUUGAAGAGGGAGGAGCUUUAAGUUAA